Messenger RNA from Mycosarcoma maydis (corn smut), 1779 nucleotides. RefSeq lists its product as uncharacterized. The transcript has a single exon. NCBI's taxonomy places the organism in Eukaryota, Fungi, Basidiomycota, Ustilaginomycetes, Ustilaginales. The record is from RefSeq and is a predicted model, not a curated record. Bases 1 to 1779 code for a protein of 592 amino acids.
AUGACAACCACACGCUCUCCGUUUGACUGGUCGGUCACCGAUCCGCACCACAACACCGAGUACAUGCGGUUUGCAUCGCGUCGUUCCACAGUACUCUCCACCAAAGGUGUCGUCGCAUCUUCGCAGCCGCUCGCCUCUUCGGCGGGUAUCGAGAUUCUCAAUGCCGGUGGCAAUGCUGCGGAUGCUGCUGUUGCCGUCGCUGCGGCACUCAACGUUACUGAGCCUUGCAAUACCGGUAUUGGAGGAGACGCAUUCUGCCUUUUCUACGAUGCCGAAAAACGUACCGUUCGCGCAUUCAAUGGUUCAGGCCGUGCACCUCAAGCCAUGACGCUCGACAUGCUGCGUUCCAAAGGCGUUCAGGGCGUCGAGAUUCCUGGUAAUAGCAUUCAUAGCGUCACCGUCCCCGGAGCCGCGGCGACCUGGGUGGAUACCGUCGAAAAGCUCGGUAGCGGCAAGCUCACAAUGCAGGACAUCCUCGCUCCAGCCAUUCGACUGGCGGAACAGGGAUACCCGGUGCACGAGGGCACCGCAUAUCUGUGGGCUCGUAGCGAAAAACUCAUCAAGAGCGCUUCGCCCAACGCCGACGAAAUGCUCUAUCAUGGCCGCGCACCUCGGACGGGAGAAUUGAUGCGCAUGCCGACGCUAGCACGUACCUUGCGCGAGCUCGCAACGAAGGGCAAACAAGGUUUUUACACGGGACGCGUUGCACAAGCCAUUGUCGAUGUCGUCCAGUCUCAAGGUGGAGUGCUGGAGCUCGACGAUCUCAAGGACCACCUCGACCGGGGCACCGAAGAGGUUGAGCCGAUCAAGUACACCUACAACCACCCAGCUGGAGCGCGCGACCUGGCGGGCAAGGAGGGCGUCACCAUGUACGAGUGCCCACCCAAUGGCCAAGGUCUCACCACGCUCGUUGCACUGGGUAUCCUUGACCAGCUGCAAAACCAGGGCAAGGUGGGCGACCUCGCUCAAGUCAAGCACAACUCUGCGGAAUACCUGCAUGCGCUGAUCGAAGCAUUGCGUCUAGCGUUUGCUGAUACUCGAUACCAUGUGUCGGACCCGCACCACUCGCAACACGAUGUCGCAGCUCUUUUGCUCAAGCCUGAGUAUCUUGCUGAGCGAGCGCGCUUGUUUGAUCCGAAGAAGGCCUCGGCGGAGCUGGAGAAGGGGAGUCCGGCGAAUACGUGCGAUACCGUCUACUUUUCCGUCACUGAUCAGUAUGGCAAUGCGUGCAGCUUUAUCAACUCGAACUAUGCUGGGUUUGGAACGGGCGCUGUGCCCGCCGGAUGCGGUUUCACGCUGCAGAACCGCGGUGCGGGAUUCACGCUCGUGGAUGGCCACCCGAACUGCGUUGCUCCGCGCAAGCGUCCGUACCACACCAUCAUCCCCGCCAUGGCUACACGUGGUGACGAGCUCUUCCUCUCCUUUGGCGUCAUGGGAGGCUUCAUGCAACCGCAAGGUCAGCUUCAGGUGCUGUUGAACAUCCUCCACCAUGGCUUCUCGAUCCAGGACGCUCUCGAUGCCCCGCGCUUCUGCAUCGGCGCCGGCAUGGUCGGUCCAGAAGGCGCCACCUCGCAAGUCUACCUGGAGCACGGCGUUGAUCAGGCCGUCGUGGAUGAGCUGCAACGCAUGGGCCAUCAAGUCAACGUCGUGAACGGCUGGGGCAGGUUGCAGUUCGGAAGAGGUCAGGUGAUUCAAAAGGUUCACAACGAUGUGGGCAAGUUGGUCUGGGCGGCAGGUUCCGAUCCGCGUGCGGAUGGUCAGGCAAUUGCUCAGGUGUGA